Messenger RNA from Aplosporella prunicola CBS 121167, 5765 nucleotides. RefSeq lists its product as uncharacterized. Gene Ontology annotation, molecular function: ubiquitin-protein transferase activity; chromatin binding. The record is from RefSeq and is a predicted model, not a curated record. NCBI's taxonomy places the organism in Eukaryota, Fungi, Ascomycota, Dothideomycetes, Botryosphaeriales, Aplosporellaceae. The coding region runs from base 497 to 5539 and encodes 1680 amino acids. Gene Ontology annotation, cellular component: Lid2 complex. The transcript has 4 exons. Gene Ontology annotation, biological process: histone catabolic process.
GGUGAGGAUGCCCCGUUGUCUGCGGUGGGAGUGAAUGAUCAAGUGAUGCGCUGGUGUUGGAGGAAGCUUGUGAGGGUCUCGGCUAUGCACAUGGGCUAGUGCCCUGUCUUUCGUAAGUGCGAGCAUCAGUGCCCGCCCAUCAUCACCGGCACCUGGGCCUUCCACCCAUUCUUUCUUCCACCACCCUCGCCCUCCCCCCAGUCCGGGACUCGACAGUCACGUCCCUCGCGCCCCAACCAAUCUCUGGCCUGCCGGUCCGACUGAGACAACGCCCGCUCCUCUGCCCGCAUAAUCCUCUCCACGCGCGUUGCCCCGAGGUAGUCGCGUUUUGCGGCCGCGGGCCUGGUCUUUUUGGGUGAGCCGCUCCAGAGCAGAUGCUACCCUGAUAUACCGCCACAAAGGCACCUCUCCGCUCCGGCUCCCAUCAGGCCGCUCCAUCGAGGACGCGGCCGCCGCAGCUGACUGCUUUUCGCCGUGACCCUUGGCGCAUUUCUUCAUGGUUCAUGGGGAUCAUGAGGGGGGCGGUGGUUCGUCCUUUCGCGCGGUGAACCACGCCGACCCUGGCAGUGCGAGCAGCGGAAACGCUGCGCAACCAGGCGCGCUGCACGCGGAUAGCAUGCAAGGCCUUGCCCCCACUACUAACGGGAAUACUCCCGGCCUCGAGUCUCAGCAGCGGAGCGCAUCCCAUUCCUCCACCUCGCACCUGUCCGGGGAGCGCAACGCGCAGCCGCCUCAGGCAGCCACAUCGUCCACGCCGCUACCCCCAGCGAUCUCGCAACCCAUGGCCGCUUCGACGUCGACUUCGUCGCACGCGUCGGCCAAGGACGAUGCGCCGCCUGCCGCCAGCGGUUAUGGCACGCGUUCGCGCAACCGGCCGGGCACCACCCGGCCAAACUAUGCGGAAGACGUGGAAAUGGACUUCGAGGCGCCCGCCGCCAACGGCAACAAUAGCUCGCCGUCUGAGCGGACCACGCGCAGCCCAGCCGGUGGCCUCGACGGCCAAUCUCCCGCCCCGACCACCAAAAAGCCUGUCGCUGGCACGAAUGGCACAACGGCCUCGAGCGCUGUGAGCAGAGAUUCCUCAAUUCCUGGCACUUCUACAUUUUCUGCAAACCCCAAUGCGAACACCUCCGCCACUCAGGGGAAGAAAAGGAAAGCCGGUGGCGCUCAUGCCACCAAGGACCACGUCGCAACCGCAGUUGCGACGCCCGCUGCGGCUACGAGGCGGAAUAAUACCUCCAUGUCGUCCCAUGUGGAUCGGGAAUCAAACAUGAUGUUUUUCGAGCAAAGUGGUUCAAUUCUUACCAAGGACGGAAAAUUGGUUGCCGAUGACGGGACGGCUCUCUCGGUGGAUGAUCAUGUGUACCUGGUCUGUGAACCUCCCGGUGAGCCGUAUUAUCUAUGUCGCAUCAUGGAAUUCCUCCACGUCAACAGCGAUAAUCCGAACUCGCCAGUUGAUUCCAUCCGUGUCAAUUGGUACUACCGGCCUCGAGAUGUGCUGCGCUACAACAACGACACGCGUCUGGUCUACGGAACGAUGCAUUCGGACAUUUGUCCACUUACCUCUUUGCGUGGAAAAUGCGAUAUUCGGCACCGCAGCGAAGUCGCCGACCUUGACGAAUUCCGGAGGACCAAGGAUUGCUUCUGGUUCAAUCAAGUCUUUGAUCGGUUCAUCCAUCGCUGGUACGAGGUCAUCCCAGUAUCUCAAGUCAUCAACGUUCCGGAAAAGGUCAAAAGAGCAUUAGACGAGAGAUGGAAGUUUGUUGUGGUAGAAACCAGUCGUGUCAAGGAACUGACCAGUGCCGUUAAAACUUGCAAGCGAUGCGUCGGUUAUUGCGCAGCGAACGAUUCUGUUGAGUGUGCCGUGUGCCACAACACAUAUCACAUGAACUGUGUACGGCCCCCGCUUCUGAAGAAGCCAUCACGAGGCUUCGCAUGGGCUUGCGGGCCUUGUGGUAGGGCGCAAGAGAGAAAAUUGGAGGCCCGGCGAACUCCUAUCAUCGGUGAAGCUGCCGCUUCACAGGAAGAGGAAGACAUUCUCGAAGAAGAGGAGGAGGAUGCAGGCGCUCUGAUUAACACGACCGCCCCAAGCCCCAGUGGCUCCGAUGCGCCCGUCGACGACCAUCCUGCAACUCAAGCAGAAAUUGCACUGGCGAAGAUGUGGCCUAUGCGAUACCUUGGCAUCCACUGUCGCGUUGAAGAUGCUUUGCAGUAUGACGAUCGAGCGAUUUACCCACGUGCCAGCUCUCGCCUAGGACCCAGGCACCAAGCGAACGUCAAUGUGUGGCACGGACGACCUGUUGAGUUGGUAAAACCCGCAGAGAUCAAAAGGCGAUACGUCAAGAGUGCAAGCCACAAGAAAGACGCGAAGUUGUCGAGAGAAACGGUUGCUGCGCUCGAGGCCGAUCGGCAAGAGAAGGCGAAACGGCCUAAAUGGGUACAAGAUGAACCAGUAGGCUACGUUCGGCGCGGCGAGGAUCACCCCAAUGGCGACCCGAACUGUACGGCAAGGUCUCUCUUCAAAAUGCCCCCGGAAAACAUGAGGGGAGAGGAUGAUGCGCCGGUGGAUCGUGAAAAAUUAGUGGACGAUUACAUGGAAAGAGCCAAGAACGAGGCUGCGGCGGUCAUCGGAGUCGAAAAGUACAGCACAAAUUUCCUCACGAAAGCUAUUGAGCUGUUCUAUGCGAACAACUACGAUGCCGAUGCCGCUCUCGACCAGCUAAAGAAAAUCCACCGCCGGAAGGACUUGAGGGAACCUGAGCCCAACAAGGAGGAGAAAAAGCGAUUCGAAGAGGGCGUCGCCAAGUACGGCUCCGAGCUACGCAACGUUCGCUUGCACGUAAGGACCAUGUCUCAUGCCGAUGUUGUCCGAUACUACUACAUGUGGAAGAAGACGGACAAGGGAAAGCAAAUCUGGGGUAGCUACGACGGCCGAAAGGGCAAGAGCGCUAAGAUUGUGGAUUCGGCGUCAAAGCUCGUCGACGAUAUCGCGGAUGACCAGGACGACAGUGCGUUCGACGCGGGAAAAGCGGCCAUGCGCAAAAAACAAUUCGUCUGCAAGUUUUGCUCAACGAGGCAUUCUCGGCAGUGGCGCCGCGCUCCCGGCGUCGCUCCCGGCCAGACCGUGCUCGCAGACGGCAGAAGCAAAGAAAAAGGCACAGCUCUCGUCCCUGGUCUCUGCCAGCGGUGCGCCCGUCUUUGGAGAAAAUAUGCCAUUAAGUACGAAGAGGCAGAGGAGCUCAUCAAGAAGGUUUCCGCUGGCGGAGGGAAGAAAUGGCGUCGCAUGAUCGACCAGGAGCUUAUGGACGAAAUCAACGCCGCUCAGAAUGCGCCUACAGACACGAUACCGAGCAUCGAGACCAAUUCCGAAAUCCCUCACGGCACUGCCGAACCGCCACGGAAGAAACAGAAGGGCUUUUCAAUAUUGGAGAAGGACUCCGCACAACAGUCAUCUGCUGAACCUGCAUCCAAGAAGCAGAGAGAAAAGGCUGUGCCUCCGCCUAAAGUACCGACGCCACCUCCCCAGCCGGUCAUGCCAAAGAUGCGGGAGCUUCCGUGUGCCGUGUGCCUCCAGAUGGAACCUCUUGGCGAACAGCGCUUGGUAUGCAAGGAGUGCAGGUUGACUGUCCAUCGCCAAUGCUACGGUGUAAUAGAAUCUCGUUCUGGGAAGUGGGUCUGUGAUCAGUGCAAGAACGACAAGAAGGAGACGGUCUCAUUCACUUAUGAAUGCGUGCUCUGUCCGAUUAAGGAGACAGAACAAGAGCUUAUCGAACCGCCAAAGGUCUCCCACAAGAAGAAGACGGACAGGGAACGCGAAAAGGAACGCCUGGAGAAAGAGCUACGGGUACAGAAGCUCAAAGACUACCAGCAGGCACAGCGCGACCGAGGACGUCCAGAACUGCCUCGGGAACCAUUGAAAAAGACUUCAGAAAACAACUGGGUCCAUCUUCACUGCGCAGUAUGGACCCCUGAACUAAAAUUUACCGAUCCAGCGAAAUACGAGGAAGUCGAGGGUGUUGGAUCACCUACGAUUAGGUAUGAUCAGGUGUGCAAGAUCUGCAAGACUACCAAUGGCGCUUGCGUUUCAUGCCACCAGUGUCAUGCCGUCUUCCACAUCGGCUGCGCUCACAAUGCAGGCUACAAUUUCGGAUUCGACGUUACGCCUGUCAAGAGCUCCAGGCGCGAUGCUGUACCCACCUUCGUUCUUGGACCCGAGACUGGCUCCCUGACGGCUGCGGUUUGGUGCAAGGACCACACUCCAAAGACCAUUGUCCAUCCUCUCAACGAGGUUGUAGACGGUGCAGGUACCACGGCGCUACAGCUUUACGUGCAAAACUACAAACGCGCGGACCCAACUUUGACAGGCACAGCCCGUAAAGCCAACCUGCUAGAUCAGUUCACGAAGAGUAUUCCCGCUCCAGUGAAGGAGGUUCCGACACCAGUCAACAGAAGGACAUCGACUGCUCAGAGUACCGGCAUUAGGACAGCGAGGAACUCAUCAGCUGGUCUGCCAACCAAGGCUGAAGAGCAAGACACCAGGUCUUUGAAGGACGUGCCUGCUGAGCGCGUGGAUCGAAACUGUGAAAUUUGCGAAAUUGGCGUCUCUCCAAAGUGGUGGAAGGCUGAGGAGAGCCAAAUGCCCGGCACUAGUCCGGACCAGCCAGUCAAUACAGUCGAAGGGGUGUCUCCGGCACCUCCAGCUCAACAGGACGCUGGGCCGAGAUUCCCCAAUGGAAUCAUGAAUGUUGACACGCCCACAAACGUCGUUGAUGGAGCUGGUCCGACCAGCAAAGCUUCAACGCCAGAUGGUAUUCCACUCCCCCGACCUGGAACUUACCUCUGCAACAAAUGCCAUUGGCGUAGGAAGCACAGACCGGACCUUCUUAAACCGCCAAAGAAAGAACCAACGCCGCCGCCUCAGCUUCCGGUACGGUCGCCCCCCCGGCAGUUUGCACCCGCGCCGCCGCCCUGGUUGCCGAUGGCAGGGACGCCAGCGGCUCACCCUCCUGCGCCUCUUCCGCCUUGGAUGAGCCAUCAGGCACCACCGAGCAGCAACGGUGUUUCCCAUUCGCCUGCUCCUCCACCUCACGGGUUGCCACUCCAUCAGCCAUACCACCCAGUCGGCGUACCGCCGCACCACUCUCACGCCCCGAAUGGCUAUCCGGCCUACUCUGGGCCCCCUCAGGGCGUACUUCCUCCAAGUCAACCAGGUGCACCAAUCCGCUCGCCGUAUCCCCCGCCUACAGUGCCCACGUCGCUGCAUCACGCCCAAUCUCCUAUGAUCCAGGGACUUCCAAACGGACUGCACUCUCCACACGUCACGCAAUUGGGGUCGCCGGCGCCCGGUCACAUUCCACCACCGCGGCAAACCGAAAGCCCAUUCGCAGGGCUUUACAGUGCAACGCACGGUGGACCUGGCUCGCACGGAAGUCCCGGGCCAAUGCAUAACCGGCCAUCCACACCGCGUGACGGCGUCAUGCCGCCAAGCGGCGCUAGCGGUGCAAGCGCGAGCCCUAACCUACGGAACUUGUUGCACUGAGUCUUACUUCCCUUCUGCGCGGGUGGAUAAGUGUGGAACGGAAUCUUGCUAGCAGAAAGGGUGGAUAUUUUUCAGCGAUGCUUUUUCUAUGGGGAGUUCGAUGGCAUGAUACCAAGACAGGGAUUUCGGGGGGGAUUUCGGCGCUUUCUACAGGAGGCCGUUGUAUCAUAGCAAAGUAGUAGUCGUAGUAACAUGGAGGUUGGCAGUACCUCAGUCAGUCCAGGGC